This is a messenger RNA of Cynoglossus semilaevis (tongue sole), 4467 nucleotides long. RefSeq names its product uroporphyrinogen III synthase (gene uros). The transcript has 9 exons. Gene Ontology annotation, molecular function: zinc ion binding; uroporphyrinogen-III synthase activity; metalloendopeptidase activity. NCBI's taxonomy places the organism in Eukaryota, Metazoa, Chordata, Actinopteri, Pleuronectiformes, Cynoglossidae. The record is from RefSeq and is a predicted model, not a curated record. The coding region runs from base 325 to 2439 and encodes 704 amino acids. Gene Ontology annotation, biological process: collagen catabolic process; uroporphyrinogen III biosynthetic process; extracellular matrix organization. Gene Ontology annotation, cellular component: extracellular matrix; cytosol.
UCUCUGAAGAUCUUAUCCUGCCCUGUCAUAUUGUAUAUUUCUAUAUUUGUGUAUAUUUAAACUGAAUGUAUUUAUAUGUUAAUGUUUAAACGUUAAUUUCAGGAAAGACACAGCAGUUUUGUGUAAAGAAGUGAUCAUCCAUUCAGUAGAUCGCAGCCCAAAUCCUGCCCACUGUACCGUCCAAUCUGGUGGAUCCGUCCAAUCCACAACAGGAUUCCAAAAUUUAUCCUGAUGAAAGCAGAGGCAGUUCAACACCAGUUCACUUAAAAUCGUUGGAGCGUGUAUCACACAUCUAUAACAUCCACACAGACCAAUCAGUGACAGAUGUUUGCUCUUCGCCCAAGGAUGAGAAAAGUAGGAAGUCUUCAGAGAGUCGCACCCUCAGCUGGGUGUGUGAGAUGCAUCAGCUCAGGUGGUGCAGAGAAACUUUUCCACAGCCGAGACCACUCCGACAUCCAGACCCUUACAUCUCACCAGGCUCAGGAUAUAACAGACACCUACACAGCAGAGUUAUUUCUCUCCAGAUAUGGGUUCAUGCAGCCAGUGGACUGGGAGGAGGUUCCGUUUGAAGAUUCACCUGUGGAUUUUAAUGAUGAUUUCCUUGAUCUUCAAGCCAUGAUCCAGGAGGGAACGCCAACGUUCCAUUCCAGGAAUUCUCCUCAAGAUGGUGUUGAAGGUAUACACAAGAAACUGAGUCAGAGUGAUGCAUUUAUUUCAGCACUUAAAGAGUUCCAGAAAGUGUCUGGCCUGCCUCUGACAGGAGUGUUUGAUGAGGCCACCAAGUUGGCCAUGAACAAACCCAGAUGUGGUGUCCCUGACAAGGAGCUGGACCUGAGCGCCCAUAAAGAUGAUAGCAUCUUAGACAGUGAGAGUGGUUUUAGUGAUGAUUUUAAUGAGACGGACAGCAACUUUACAUCAGGUGACAUAAUUACCGACCCUUCAUUGAGGGCAUCAAACACUUCUGAAGACAACACAUUCAACUUCAAUGACACAGAUACUGACCUCGCAGCUCUUUCCAAUCACACAAGCACAAACAGCACAGAGGAUUUCAACAUAUUCAGCGACGUGGCUGCGGAGAGUUCAAAUGACACAGUGACACACAGUCAAGUGGGGAACGUGGACACAGACGGCAGACACCAGAGCGAAACAGUCCGGCGCAGGAAGCGCCACCUCGCGGCUCUUGUGUCCAGAAGCAGACGAAAGAGGGACCUGGGUUCCACUGGUUACAUGGCCUUUUCCAAGAUGGUGCUGAGUUGGAGGCUCAUCGGUGAAGGCUACAGCAGUCAGCUGUCGGUGGAGGAGCAGAGGUACAUCUUCAGACUGGCCUUCAGGAUGUGGAGUGAGGUGUCGCCACUGGAGUUUGUGGAAGACACGCGUUCUCCACUGGAGGACGUUGACAUCAGACUGGGCUUUGGCACAGGAAGACAUCUUGGUUGUAACCAGAGGUUCGAUGGAACUGGUCAGGAAUUUGCUCAUGCCUGGUUCUUGGGUGACAUACACUUUGAUGAUGACGAACAUUUCACUGCUCCUAAUACUGGCAGUGGGAUCAGCCUUCUCAAGGUGGCAGUUCAUGAGAUUGGUCACGUGUUAGGCCUCCCUCACAUAUACAGGUCUGGGUCUAUAAUGCAGCCCAGUUACCUGCCACAGGGCUCUGGUUUCGAGAUGGACUGGAUGGAUAGAAAGGCAAUACAGAACCUCUAUGGUGUGUGUAAAGGUGGGUUCAACACAGUUUUUGACUGGAUCAGGAAAGAAAGAACGCCGUACGGGGAAAUCUCCAUUCGCUUCAACACCUAUUUCAUGAGAGACGGUUGGUACUGGCUGUACGAGAACAGAAAUAACCGCACACGUUACGGUGAUCCCGUGACCCUUCAGACUGGUUGGCGUGGGAUACCUGCGGACGGGGUGGAUGCAUACGUUCACGUAUGGUCCAGGAAAAGCGAUGCUGUGUACUUUUUUAAAGGUACUCAGUUCUGGAGGUAUGACACUGAAAAUGACAAGGUUUUUGCGCAGGACCCAGGAGGACGUCGUUAUCCCAGGCUAAUCUCCGAGGGGUUUCCAGGCCUUUCUGGUCCCAUCGACACGGCCUUUUACGACAGGAGAGACUCUCACAUCUACUUCUUCAAGAACAGACUUGUGUAUGCAUUCAAUGUAGCAGCCAACAGCUUGGCAAGAGGCUUCCCUAAAAACAUCAGGGAUGUUUUCCCUCCCGUGGUGAGCGGAGACCAUCCAGAUGGCAACGUUGAUGCUGCCUACUUCUCCUACACCCACAAUGCUCUCUUUCUACUUAAGGGCCAGCGUUUUUGGCAGGUGGUGGGCAGCCGUGAUCGUUGGCGCUGGCCCAUUCUGCCUCGUAAUGGCCUGCUGCCACACAAGGAGGUAAAUCAGCAUUGGUUGGACAUUUGUAACGUUCACCCCACUGCACUCAAACUGAGCCACUGAGACAUGGGAGAGAACAACCCUGGAGCUGAUAAGACGUAGCUGUUCUGGUACGUUAAUAAAACUGUGGGGCUGUCCUCAGUGCAGGACAUCCUCUCCUGUAGUAUUGAUCGUUGAGCAGCAUGGGCAUAGAGGUGUCAGACAAGGAAGACUUCUUCUUCUGCUCAUCUUAAGAUUGUUGGAUGGUAUUUGGAUGGUAUUUUUUUUUCUUUUCAUAGCAGAUACCAAUGAAUUGAGGCUGAUACUUUAUUUGAAUACUCGUACUCAAAAACGUGUACCAAAGCAGCGAUCUGAAACUCGGUAAUGGCUUAUUACAACUGUGUUUUUUACUGCAGUUAUUGCUCUGUGGAAAGUUAAAUGAAGUACUGUAGGUAGAUAAUGUCAGCAGUUUGGAGGUAUUUCAACAUGCGGGACAAAGACUUACUGUAAUAUUUGUUCUGUUAGAUACUAGCAAAUAAUUAAACACCUGAAAACUACACUAACACAUUAAUGUCUCAGUUUAUCGGCACAGUAGACCUCCACCAUUUCCCACAGAGCUGGUCCACCUAUGUGCAGUACAUAGUACAUGCCUUCUAGUUCAUUGCAUAUUUAUAGAAACACUGCAUAAAGUACAGUUUUGGUAUUGAAAAUACUAGUAAGCUAUUGGUGAAAGAGUACAACCCUAGUGAAGUUAUACCUACAUGUCUGAUAGUACUUGACUAUGUCGACUGUUUCAUUAACAUCUGCAGUGAAAGCAUGAAUCAGUUACUUUCCUCUAAAUCACCUUCAGAAUCUCAUAUCCACAGACAGCUGCAGGUGUCUGUGGAUAUGAGGAUAACGUCAACAUCCAAGACAUGUUACACAUGCUGAUGCAUCCCUGCAGGAUUUAGGUAAAGACUUAGAAACUUCUAAAAAGUGUGGUCUGUGAAUCUUAUCUGUAGAUCCAUUUAUUUUUUGGAAUUAGGGUAACUGAUUUACACACAAACAACCAAAGGGAAACCUGAAUGUGAAAUGAUUGAAAAGCAGGCUCAUCUCCUGACUUAAUGCUGUUCCAUUUCAUAGUAAUCAUUUGAGCAAGGUGCAAAGAAACAGACAUUGAUUCUGUGAUCAAUACGUUACUUGAAUGCUCUUAUUAAUAUUAAUGCAGACCCUCAGCUAAGGAAGGGCCUGGAAGGCCUCAGAUAACUAGCGCUGUGCUGCAGGCGCUCCAUCAGCUGUAUUAAUAAAUUGAAGAAGAAAUCAAUUACAAGCAAAAGAGGGGGGAUUAAUAUGGAGCCACAGAGAUGGCUGUCACAAGAUGAUGAGUUUUCUUUUACAGAAUGAGCUUCUUUCUCUGCGCUGCCAUUAACGGCAUACAAAUGGAUGUAGUUGGUCUUUCCCUGCGGAAGAAAAAGUCUGAUUGACCUCGUUUUGUCUGUCUGAUUUUAUUUUUUGUGAAUUUAGAGUAUUUGGGUGACAAAAGUUGGACAAGUCAUCAAAGCUUUGAAAAUACUUCAUAUUAAUAUUCAUAUCAAUUAGGGACAUUUUAGGAACUUCAAGGACAUAUUUUGAGUGGGCCUAAUGAGUGGGAGCUAGUUAGAGCCUAGUAAGGGAUUUAUAAACACAAUUCAGUUUCAGUAUGUUUUAUUCUAAGAGGCUGAAGCAUCAGCAAAUACCACGGGCCACAUGCAGUUUUGUUGGGUCACCAUAUUUCUAGUGAAUAACAAAACGAAGCUAAACAUCCAGCAGUCUGUGCAUUCAAAAACACAACCUGUCUUAGGAUUUAUCUGCGUGUGUAUCAUGGGAUAGAUGUUUCAGAUAAACCAGCCAACUGGAAGCUAGCAAGCUAACUGGAGUCAGUGUUGCCUUCACUGUCCAGCAUUGAAUGGUUAAGUUGGUGAGGUGAGGAAUAAGUUACACAGUUAAAGCAUAGGAAAGUUAAUUACAAUAAAAGACCAUUGAAUUUAAAUAAUAAUGAAACAAUAAUGAAUAAACAACAAUAAUACAAUGAAUAAAACAAAAAUAAUAAUUAAUUAAUAAAACAAUAUUAAUUAUGAAUAAUAAAAAUAAUAG